Messenger RNA from Neurospora crassa OR74A, 2336 nucleotides. RefSeq names its product ATP synthase subunit D. The record is from RefSeq and is a predicted model, not a curated record. Lineage: Eukaryota; Fungi; Ascomycota; Sordariomycetes; Sordariales; Sordariaceae. Bases 326 to 847 code for a protein of 173 amino acids. The transcript is spliced from 4 exons. Gene Ontology annotation, biological process: proton motive force-driven ATP synthesis. Gene Ontology annotation, molecular function: proton transmembrane transporter activity.
CGUGAGUAUGAACACACUGAAUGCGCACGGAAACGUCAGCUCCAGAGCGUCAGUGCCGUUUGUUCAGCGAGAAAUUCAACUGGGCCACCAGACGAACUGUUAUAGCUUCCAUUCACUUGACAAAUGCUCAAUUUUCUGGCUUGGCGCAAAAGUUGUAAAGAACAUCUUCGCCGUGAGUCGCGACCCGAUCAUCCCACUGGGGUAGAGUCACGUGACGGCUUCGCGAUCGCCCGCAUAGGCCUGCUUCAACUCUUUGCCGAGUGCAAGCAACGAUACUGGCAGCGAUUGACCUCCACUCCCUGACCACCUCAGAACCACCGCAAAAAUGGCCGCACGGAACGCAGCUCUCAAGGUCGACUGGGCCAAGAUCACCACCUCCCUCGGCCUUCGUGGUCAGACCGCGGCCAGCCUCCAGGCUUUCAAGAAGCGCAACGACGACGCCCGCCGCAAGCUCCAGCAGCUCUCGGAGCUCCCCACCACCGUCGACUUCGCCGCCUACCGCAGCACCCUCAAGAACCAAGCCAUCGUCAACGAGAUCGAGAAGCGCUUCACCUCUUUCAAGCCCGCCACCUAUGACGUGAACCGCCAGCUCAAGGCCAUCGAGGCCUUCGAGGUUGAGGCCAUCAAGAACGCCGAGGCCACCAAGACCAAGGUCGACCUUGAGCUCAAGGAUCUCGAGAAGACUCUCACGAACAUCGAGACUGCCCGUCCCUUCGACGAGCUUACUGUGGACGAGGUUGCCGCUGCCGAGCCUUCCAUCGACGAGAAGACCUCCAAGCUUGUCUCCAAGGGCCGCUGGUCCGUUCCUGGCUACAAGGAGCGUUUCGGCGAUCUCUCCGUACUAUAAAUGGCGACCCCUCAGUCAACGCUUCCAUUUGUUUAUGUACUCUAGCAUUGUAGAUAGCAGGAAUGCGCCAAGGAACUACGGAUCAGUCGCAUUCUCUAUCUCUCACUUUGACUUCUGACAACCGUUACAAUACUUCACGAACCUUCUUUCAGUCACUCACAUCCGUUAACGCAGCUAGCUCACUCACUUACCUCCCAGCCGGCUCCGAGGACGCUCACCUCACUUUCCUCCCCCUGUUACCUCUCUGAUUCAAGCAACCGUCCAAACCCCCAAGUCAUCUCUCAUCGGCCUCCCACGUCCUCUCGAACAGCGGCGCCUUCAACCAGGACGUAUACGGCCACCCGCCCUCACCACAUCGUCCAUGACCUCGACCCCGACCUCCUCCAACGCCUUGACAUAACACAGCCCUUCCGAGUACAGACUGUUGUUCGAGCACAGCUGGAUCCACGUCCUCAGCAACCCUUUUCAGUAUUUCAUCAUCUGGCCUCAAGGCGGCAUCCUCUCCAGCCCGUCCUGCAGCACUGCCCACUUCAUUCGCCUGAGCAGCAGCGAGUUCCACAAGGAAGAAUGUUAGGCGCUGGUGUGCAGAAACCGAAAGUGCAGCGGCAUGUAAGGAUCCAGGCCGCUGAAGGCGUCGCUAGUGCCGGGACUGUGAGAUCCGGUUGCUCCUGAGCUUGGGAAGAUGCUGCAGGGCUGUCGUCUGCUUGGGGAAGCGGUAAAAUGCUCAUAGUUUAUCACUGGGAUCUGGUCAAGGUUUCCUUCAUCGGCGGACAGCGAGGCGAAUGUCGAUGGGACAGUGAACUCGGUCUUGGCCGCGGUAAGGAGAGAUGGCGAUCCCGAGCUCCGGAGGCUAGUAUGUUGAGCGUUGAGUGAACAGCAUUCUGCUGCGAAGGCGGCUUGGUGCUCGGUUGUGGGGAGACCUGGGCGUGAUUUUUUUUUAAGACUGGAUUUCUCAUCGGAGGCGAGCCAUACCGAGUAUAGGGACACCCGAAAGAAGGGGAGUGGGGGGCAUUCGGAGGAAGAUGGCGUUCAUCUUGGUCUUCUUUUUUGUGAACGUUCAAGAAGGUAAGUGUUGUCGGCUGUUCGAACGAGCGGCGUGACGGUGUCUCACAGAAAUGUGGGGGAAGAUGAGUGAAGUUGGCUGUUCAGCUGGUAAGGCAGACACUACCCAUUCUGAUGUGCUCACAUGGUAGAUCAUCAAGGGAGUAUCUCUCAACUGGAGAUCUUUACUUCGCUUUGAUCGGAAGCGGGUUCUAUUCGAAACCCAUUGGUCGUUGUGAAUGCAACUUCUCUUUGUGUAGUAUGUGAGUUCACAUCGACCCGGGUCUGAAUGAAGCUGACAACACUCGCAGUCUACCCUUGGGUCAAUAACUCUGAUACAUCAAAAGACCAUGCCAUUGCUUCUUGGUCCUCACCAGGCUUUGGUAAUAAGGACAGACGUCGUCUCGUCAUCUACGAGUGUCUCCUCCUAUGGUUCAUAUGUUCCCGA